Molecule: messenger RNA, 8414 nt
Organism: Otolemur garnettii (small-eared galago)
Lineage: Eukaryota; Metazoa; Chordata; Mammalia; Primates; Galagidae
Gene: GCN1
Product: GCN1, eIF2 alpha kinase activator homolog
Exons: 56
Coding region: 1-7833 (2610 amino acids)
Biological process (GO): regulation of translation; cellular response to amino acid starvation
Cellular component (GO): cytosol
Molecular function (GO): protein kinase regulator activity
Source: RefSeq, a predicted model, not a curated record
AUGGCUGCCGUCCGGCCGGACCGCUAUCUGCCAGAGGGAGCGGUGAAAGGGCUCUGCAAGUUAUUCUGCUUGACUCUGCAUCGGUACAGAGAUGCAGCUUCCCGCAGGGCCCUGCAGGCAGCCAUCCAGCAGUUGACUGAGGCCCAGCCAGAAGCCACUGCUAAGAACCUUCUGCACUCGCUGCAGUCUUCAGGUAUUGGCUCCAAAGCAGGCGUUCCCAGUAAGAGCAGUGGCUCAGCUGCUUUGCUGGCCCUGACCUGGACCUGCCUUCUGGUGCGCAUUGUCUUUCCCUCAAGAGCCAAGCGGCAAGGGGACACCUGGAACAAACUGGUAGAGGUGCAGUGUCUGCUCCUUCUGGAGGUGCUGGGUGGCUCCCACAAGCACGCUGUGGAUGGUGCUGUGAAGAAACUCACGAAGCUGUGGAAAGAGAACUCCGGGCUGGUGGAGCAGUACUUGUCAGCCAUUCUCAGCCUAGAACCCAACCAGAACUAUGCCGGCAUGCUGGGCCUGCUAGUGCAGUUCUGCACGAGCCACAAGGAGAUGGACGUGGUCAAUCGGCACAAGAGUGCCCUGCUGGAUUUUUAUAUGAAGAACAUCCUGAUGAGCAAAGUAAAACCUCAGAAGUACUUAUUGGAUAGCUGUGCCCCUUUGCUCCGAUACAUGUCCCACGCGGAAUUUAAGGAUCUCAUACUGCCCACCAUACAGAAGUCUUUACUGCGGAGUCCAGAGAAUGUUAUUGAAACUAUUUCAAGUCUGCUGGCAUCAGUGACUCUUGAUCUCAGCCAAUAUGCCCUGGACAUCGUGAAAGGACUGGCCAGUCAGCUGAAAUCCAACAGUCCCCGCCUGAUGGACGAAGCUGUGCUGGCACUGCGGAACCUGGCCCGCCAGUGCAGUGACUCUUCGGCCAUGGAAGCUCUAACCAAGCACUUGUUUGCCAUCCUUGGAGGCUCGGAGGGAAAACUAACUAUUGUAGCCCAGAAGAUCAGUGUCCUCUCAGGGAUUGGGAGUGUCAGUCACCACGUGGUGUCUGGGCCUUCUAGUCAAGUCCUGAAUGGGACUGUGUCUGAGCUGUUCAUCCCGUUCCUCCAGCAAGAAGUUCAUGAAGGGACCUUGGUACAUGCUGUCUCUAUCCUGGCUCUCUGGUGUAACCGGUUCACUACUGAAAUGCCCAAGAAGCUCACUGAAUGGUUCAAGAAAGCUUUCAGCCUUAAAACCUCCACCUCUGCAGUGAGGCACGCCUACCUGCAGUGCAUGUUGGCCUCCUUCCGGGGUGACACACUGUUGCAGGCCCUGGACUUACUGCCCUUGCUCAUCCAGACAGUGGAGAAGGCAGCCUCCCAAAGCACUCAGGUUCCCACAGUCACUGAAGGGGUUGCCGCAGCCUUGCUGCUCUCAAAGCUUUCAGUGGCUGACUCACAGGCUGAGACCAAACUGAACAGUUUCUGGCAGCUGAUUGUGGAUGAGAAGAAGCAGAUUUUCACUUCUGAGAAGUUUCUGCUCAUGGCUUCUGAGGAUGCCCUGUGUACUGUGUUGCAUCUGACAGAAAGGCUUUUUCUUGACCACCCGCAUAGACUCACUGGCAACAAAGUCCAGCAGUAUCACCGGGCUCUGGUGGCUGUGCUCCUGAGCCGUACCUGGCAUGUCCGCAAGCAGGCUCAGCAGACUGUUCGGAAGCUGCUGUCCUCUCCUGGGGGCUUUAAAUUGGCAUAUGGGCUCCUGGAGGAGCUGAAGACUGUCCUCAGUUCUCAUAAGGUGCUGCCUUCAGAGUCUCUGGUGACUGAUGCUGGGGAGGUGACUGAGGCAGGCAAGGCCUAUGUGCCUCCACGAGUUCUGCAGGAGGCUCUGUGUGUCAUCUCUGGCGUGCCAGGGCUCAAGGGUGACAUCACCAACACCGAGCAGCUGGCCCAGGAGAUGCUGAUCAUCUCUCACCACCCAUCCUUAGUGGCAGUGCAGGCUGGGCUCUGGCCAGCGCUUCUUGCCAGGAUGAAAAUUGAUCCUGAAGCCUUUAUCACCAGGCAUCUGGAUCAGAUCAUUCCCAGGAUCACCAUGCAGAGUCCCUUGAACCAAUCUUCCAUGAACGCCAUGGGCUCCCUUUCCAUCCUGUCCCCGGACCGAGUCCUCCCACAGCUCAUUAGCACCAUCACCGCCACUGUGCAGAACCCUGCACUACACCUGGUCACUCGAGAGGAGUUUGCUAUUAUGCAGACCCCUGCUGGGGAGCUGUAUGACAAAUCUAUCAUUCAGAGUGCCCAGCAGGACAGCAUUAAAAAGGCCAACAUGAAGCGAGAGAAUAAAGCUUACUCCUUCAAGGAGCAGAUCAUUGAGCUAGAGCUGAAGGAGGAGAUAAAGAAGAAGAAAGGCAUAAAAGAGGAAGUGCAGCUGACUAGCAAGCAGAAGGAGAUGAUGCAGGCCCAGCUGGACAGGGAGGCACAGAUCCGGAGACGGCUGCAGGAGCUGGAUGGGGAGCUGGAGGCGGCGCUGGGACUACUGGACACCGUCCUGGCCAAGAACCCAUCUGGCCUGACCCAGUACAUCCCUGUUUUGGUUGACUCUUUCCUGCCCUUGCUGAAAUCUCCCUUGGCUGCUCCCAGGAUCAAGAAUCCCUUCCUGUCCUUGGCUGCCUGUGUCAUGCCCCCUAGGCUCAAGCCUUUGGGCACUCUGGUAAGCCAUGUGACACUGCGCAUGCUGAAGCCUGAGUGUGCUCUAGAUAAGUCCUGGUGCCAGGAAGAGCUGUCAGUGGCUGUGAAGAGAGCAGUGACGUUGCUGCACGCGCAUACCAUCACCAGCAGGGUGGGCAAGGGGGACCCAGAUGCUGCACCCUUGUCUGCACCAGCCUUCUCCUUAGUCUUCCCGUUUCUGAAGAUGGUGCUGACUGAGAUGCCACACCAAAGUGAGGAGGAGGAGGAGCGGAUGGCCCAGAUUCUUCAGAUCCUCACUGUUCAUGCCCAGCUGAGAGCCUCCCUGAGCAUCCUGCCUGGACGUGUGGAUGAGAAUGGCCCGGAGUUGCUGCCUCGGGUGGCCAUGCUGCGUCUUCUAACUUGGGUGAUCGGGAUAGGCUCACCCCGUUUACAGGUUCUGGCUUCAGAUGCCCUGACGACCCUGUGUGCCAGCAGCAGUGGUGAGAAUGGCUGUGCCUUCGCAGAGCAAGAGGAGGUAGACGUGCUGCUCUGUGCCUUACAGUCCCCAUGUGCAAGCGUGAGGGACACUGCACUCCGGGUAUGUGUGGCACUUGCUUAUAGGCCACUGCAGCAUUCUCUGCUCUGGUCAUUGAUGGGCCUAGAUCUGCACCCAGACCUCUGCUCCUUGCUGAUUGAUGAUGUGAUCUACCAUGAGGCAGCUGUGAGGCAGGCCGGGGCUGAAGCCCUCUCCCAAGCUGUGGCACGUUACCAGCAGCAGGCGGCGGAGGUUAUGGGCCGGCUCAUGGAGAUUUACCAGGAGAAGCUUUAUCGGCCUCCCCCAGUGCUGGAUACUUUGGGACGAGUUAUUUCAGAAUCUCCUCCAGAUCAAUGGGAAGCCAGGUGUGGCUUGGCCCUGGCCCUGAACAAGCUCUCCCAGUAUUUGGACAGCUCUCAGGUGAAGCCACUUUUUCAGUUUUUUGUCCCUGAUGCCCUCAAUGACCGACACCCAGACGUCCGGAAGUACAUGUUAGAUGCAGCCCUUGCAACACUCAAUACCCAUGGGAAGGAGAAUGUCAACUCCCUGCUGCCAGUAUUUGAGGAGUUCCUGAAGAAUGCACCCAACGAUGCCAGCUAUGAUGCUGUGCGGCAGAGUGUGGUGGUCCUGAUGGGUUCUCUGGCCAAGCACCUGGACAAGAGUGAUCCCAAAGUGAAGCCCAUUGUUGCCAAGCUCAUUGCUGCUCUCUCCACUCCCUCCCAGCAGGUCCAGGAGUCUGUUGCCAGCUGCUUGCCACCUCUUGUCCCAGCCAUUAAGGAGGAUGCCGGAGGGAUGAUCCAGAGGCUUAUGCAGCAGCUGCUGGAAUCAGACAAAUAUGCAGAGCGCAAAGGGGCUGCAUACGGGCUGGCAGGGCUAGUGAAGGGCCUGGGCAUUCUGUCGCUGAAGCAGCAGGAAAUGAUGGCAGCACUGACUGAUGCCAUCCAGGAUAAGAAGAACUUCCGCCGGCGAGAGGGAGCCCUCUUUGCCUUCGAGAUGCUUUGCACCAUGCUGGGGAAGCUCUUCGAGCCAUACGUGGUCCAUGUACUGCCCCAUCUGCUGCUGUGCUUUGGGGAUGGGAACCAGUACGUGCGUGAGGCUGCAGAUGACUGUGCCAAGGCUGUAAUGAGUAAUCUCAGUGCUCACGGGGUGAAGCUGGUGCUCCCCUCCCUACUGGCUGCCCUGGAGGAGGAAUCCUGGCGGACCAAAGCUGGAUCAGUGGAGCUGCUCGGGGCAAUGGCGUACUGUGCUCCUAAGCAGCUGUCGUCCUGCCUUCCCAACAUUGUGCCCAAGCUUACGGAGGUGCUGACUGACUCCCAUGUCAAAGUCCAGAAGGCCGGACAGCAGGCGCUCAGGCAGAUCGGCUCUGUCAUCAGGAACCCGGAGAUCCUGGCUAUUGCCCCAGUCCUGCUGGAUGCUUUGACGGACCCCUCUAGGAAGACCCAGAAGUGUUUGCAGACCCUGCUGGACACCAAAUUUGUCCAUUUCAUUGAUGCCCCAUCCCUGGCCCUCAUCAUGCCCAUCGUCCAGAGAGCCUUCCAGGACCGUUCCACCGAUACGCGGAAGAUGGCAGCCCAGAUUAUUGGCAACAUGUACUCUCUGACAGACCAGAAGGAUUUGGCUCCUUACCUGCCCAGUGUGACACCUGGCCUGAAAGCUUCUCUUUUGGACCCUGUGCCUGAGGUUCGGACAGUGUCUGCAAAGGCUCUUGGGGCCAUGGUGAAGGGCAUGGGGGAGUCAUGCUUUGAGGACUUACUCCCAUGGUUGAUGGAGACGCUGACUUAUGAGCAGAGCUCUGUGGAUCGCUCAGGCGCUGCACAAGGGUUGGCUGAAGUCAUGGCUGGUUUGGGGGUAGAGAAGCUGGAGAAGCUGAUGCCAGAAAUUGUGGCCACAGCCAGCAAAGUGGACAUUGCACCGCACGUCCGAGAUGGCUACAUAAUGAUGUUUAACUAUCUGCCCAUCACCUUUGGGGACAAGUUCACUCCUUAUGUGGGGCCCAUCAUCCCCUGUAUUCUCAAAGCUCUUGCUGAUGAGAAUGAGUUUGUGCGUGAUACCGCCCUGCGUGCGGGUCAGCGCGUCAUCUCCAUGUACGCUGAGACAGCCAUUGCCCUGCUGCUGCCCCAGCUGGAGCAAGGACUCUUUGAUGACCUCUGGAGAAUCAGAUUCAGCUCUGUUCAGCUCCUUGGGGAUCUCCUCUUCCACAUCUCAGGAGUUACUGGGAAGAUGACCACAGAAACUGCCUCCGAAGAUGACAACUUUGGAACUGCCCAGUCCAACAAGGCCAUCAUCACUGCCUUGGGGGUCGACCGGCGCAACCGGGUGUUGGCAGGGCUAUACAUGGGCCGCUCAGACACCCAGCUGGUGGUGCGGCAGGCAUCUCUACACGUCUGGAAGAUUGUUGUCUCAAAUACCCCGCGUACUUUGCGUGAGAUCCUGCCCACACUCUUUGGGCUCCUGCUUGGUUUCCUGGCUAGCACGUGUGCAGAUAAGAGAACAAUUGCAGCAAGGACAUUGGGAGAUCUGGUCAGAAAGUUAGGGGAGAAAAUCCUUCCUGAGAUCAUCCCCAUCCUUGAAGAAGGCUUGAGGUCUCAGAAGAGUGAUGAGAGGCAGGGUGUGUGCAUCGGACUGAGUGAGAUCAUGAAGUCCACCAGCCGGGACGCUGUACUAUAUUUCUCUGAGUCCCUUGUGCCUACGGCAAGGAAGGCUUUGUGUGACCCUCUGGAGGAGGUCAGAGAGGCAGCCGCCAAGACCUUCGAGCAGUUGCAUUCCACCAUUGGCCACCAGGCUCUGGAGGACAUCCUCCCAUUUUUACUGAAGCAGCUGGAUGAUGAGGAAGUGUCUGAAUUUGCCUUGGAUGGUUUGAAGCAAGUUAUGGCCAUUAAGAGUCGUGUGGUUCUGCCCUACCUCGUGCCCAAGCUAACGACGCCCCCUGUCAAUACUCGGGUGCUGGCUUUCCUGUCAUCUGUGGCAGGUGAUGCCCUGACCCGACAUCUUGGAGUGAUCCUCCCAGCAGUCAUGCUGGCCCUGAAGGAGAGACUUGGGACUCCAGACGAACAGCUGGAGAUGGCCAAUUGCCAAGCUGUGAUCCUCUCAGUAGAGGAUGACACAGGUCACCGGAUCAUCAUCGAGGAUCUGCUGGAAGCCACCCGAAGCCCUGAGGUAGGCAUGAGGCAGGCUGCUGCCAUCAUCCUCAACAUCUACUGUUCCCGCUCAAAGGCGGACUACAGCAGCCACCUGCGGAGCCUGGUCUCAGGCCUGAUCCGCCUCUUCAACGACUCCAGCCCUGUGGUUUUGGAGGAGAGCUGGGAUGCCCUGAAUGCCAUCACCAAGAAGCUGGAUGCUGGCAACCAAUUGGCACUAAUUGAAGAACUACACAAGGAAAUCCGCCUCAUAGGGAAUGAGAGCAAAGGCGAGCAUGUCCCAGGGUUUUGCCUCCCGAAGAAGGGAGUAACAUCCAUCCUUCCAGUGUUACGGGAAGGAGUCUUGACUGGGAGCCCUGAACAGAAAGAGGAAGCAGCCAAAGCCUUAGGCUUGGUGAUCCGCCUGACCUCAGCUGAUGCCCUGAGGCCCUCUGUGGUCAGCAUCACCGGCCCCCUGAUCCGCAUCCUGGGGGACCGGUUCAGUUGGAACGUGAAGGCAGCUCUGCUCGAGACACUUAGCCUUCUGUUGGCCAAGGUUGGGAUUGCCCUUAAGCCCUUCCUGCCCCAGCUGCAGACCACUUUCACCAAAGCCCUGCAAGAUUCCAACCGGGGUGUGCGCCUGAAGGCUGCUGAUGCUCUGGGGAAGCUCAUUUCCAUUCACAUCAAAGUGGAUCCCCUCUUCACAGAGCUGCUCAAUGGAAUUCGUGUCAUGGAGGACCCGGGUGUCAGGGACACCAUGCUGCAGGCUCUGAGGUUUGUGAUUCAGGGAGCAGGGGCCAAAGUGGAUGCUGUCAUCCGGAAGAACAUCGUCUCACUCCUGCUGAGCAUGCUGGGACAUGAUGAGGACAACACCCGCAUCUCCUCAGCUGGGUGCCUGGGGGAAUUGUGUGCCUUUUUGACUGAAGAGGAGCUUAACACCGUCCUUCAGCAGUGCUUGCUCGCGGAUGUGUCUGGCAUUGACUGGAUGGUCCGGCAUGGGCGGAGCCUGGCACUCUCCGUGGCUGUGAAUGUGGCUCCCAGGAGACUCUGUGCUGGCAAAUACAGCAGUGAAGUUCAGGAAAUGAUCCUCAGCAAUACCACAGCAGACAGGAUCCCCAUUGCAGUGAGCGGGAUCCGGGGCAUGGGCUUCUUGAUGAGAUACCAUAUUGAGACAGGAGGGGGACAGCUGCCAGCCAGACUCUCCAGCCUGCUCAUUAAGUGUCUGCAGAACCCAUCCAGUGACAUCAGGCUGGUGGCUGAGAAGAUGAUCUGGUGGGCAAAUAAGGACCCAAUGCCUCCUCUAGAGCCUCAAGCCAUCAAGCCCAUCCUGAAGGCUCUUCUUGACAACACCAAGGAUAAAAACACUGUUGUCAGGGCCUACAGUGACCAGGCGAUUGUCAAUCUCCUCAAGAUGAGGCAGGGCGAAGAGGUGUUUCAGUCGCUCUCCAAGAUCCUGGAUGUGGCCAGUUUGGAAGUAUUGAACGAGGUUAACCGAAGGUCCUUGAAGAAGCUGGCCAGCCAGAUCGACUCCACGGAGCAGGUGGAUGACACCAUCCUGACAUGAGAGGCCUGGACUCCACAGCAGCAUUUGCCGCUCCACAUCUUUGUUCAUUGUUUUCAUUUUUGAAAAUACGUUUGUUCCAAUGGGGAGCUUAGGAGAUGGCGUUCCCAGAAAGUAUUUUAAUAUAUCACAGACCACAGCCAAAGCCUUAAAUCAAACCCACACACAACUGAAAAUCGUCUCCUCCAUCUCCCACCCUUUUCUUUGGAGAAGAGAAGGAAAAGCACACACGUAGCCUCAGCGGAAGGCAGUCCAGGAGCUGCUCAUCCAGCUUAGCAUGGCUGGGUCUGGAACAAUCAGUGUCAGACCUCGGGUUCCUCUUCUGUGCUUGAAGCUCUGGUUCUAGAGUCGGCACUACCAACCUUUUGCCUAGAUCCUGAGUGGGGCACAGAAUGGUGGAUAUCUGCCCAGUGUGGUGUGUCUUGGCUUGGUUUUUCAACAGUGUAAGGCCUGAUUGGAUCUGACCCCUGUCAGUUGAAAAUGAUACACAGCUCUCACAGUUCAUAGGUCUGGGGAGGGGUGUAGGUUUACAUGUAGGCUGUUUGAAGGAGGAAUGUUUAAUAAAGGCUCUGAUUUAAUCUUGA